UUGAAAAACGGCCUGCUAAACCUAAACGCAGUAUAAUGGACGGUUCUCUAGGCGGUUUCCAUUAUCUCUUUGCUUGCGUGUAACAUUCGCUCUCUGCUUGCGCGUUCAUUUAUGAUUCUCCACACGCGCCGCUUAGGCUUUUGCUUGUUCUGACGUUCUUAGAGUACAGCGGUGCUGGUUUGCAUGAUUUCCGAUUCCGAAGAAACGAUAAUCCAACGUUACAGAAAUAGUCUGUGCAACCUUACUGUUCACCCUCCGUGCAAUCCCCAACUUCUUUGCAACUUUAAGCCAAAAGGCUAAGCUUAAGUUGCAUUUUGAAUCUCGCUUUCAUAUUGAAAGUUUUCCUUAAUCUUACUUUCUUCACAAUGGACGUAGAUGUAAAGCAAAAUAUUGUAGGAAUGUCAGCCACACCACAGUCUAAGCGAGACGACAACGUUUCGAGACAAAUCGUUUCGAUUUUCCAACUCAGUAGCAGUAGCAGUAGCGAGUCCGAGUCUGACUCUGAGUCGGAGUCCGAGUCGGCCGGUGAUCCAACAUGCGACGCCAACAAGAGAAAGAAAAGGAGAAAGAAGCUGGACGAUUUAGGAGUGGCGUUGCCAUUGGGGUUUGCGGAACCACUCCAAAUGUCCGAACCGCGGCGAGAGGCUGCGAUUGAUACUGCGGUAAGGACGGGAUUGCAGAGCUGUAAGCAGUUUUGGAAGGCAGGUGACUAUGAAGGAGCUCCAUCUGGUGAUUGGGACUUCUUUUCUGGUGGCAUGGAUCAUGUGAGGGUUCAUCCCAAAUUUCUACAUUCAAAUGCAACCAGUCAUAAAUGGGCUCUUGGAGCAUUUGCAGAACUUUUGGACAACUCGUUGGAUGAGGUCUGCAAUGGAGCUACAUAUGUUAAUAUUGAUAUGCUUGAAAGUAGGAAGGAUGGGAGCAAAAUGUUGCUGAUUGAAGAUAAUGGUGGUGGCAUGGCUCCUGAUAAAAUGCGACAUUGCAUGUCUCUUGGUUAUUCUGCAAAAAGCAAAGUAGCGAACACCAUUGGACAAUAUGGCAAUGGAUUUAAGACAAGCACCAUGAGACUUGGAGCAGAUGUUAUAGUGUUUUCACGUUGUUAUGGAAAAGAUGGAAAAAGCCCUACUCAAAGUAUUGGAUUGCUGUCCUACACAUUUUUGAGGAGCACAGGAAAGGAAGAUAUAGUAGUGCCCAUGCUUGACUAUGAAAGAAGUGGACAAGAAUGGAAGAAGAUUAUACGUUCUUCUCCUGCCGACUGGAAUAUAAAUGUGGAAACAAUAAUUCGGUGGUCUCCAUUUCCAAGUGAAGCAGACCUCCUCCAUCAGUUUGAUCGGAUGAAAGAUCAUGGUACACGCAUUAUUAUAUACAAUCUUUGGGAGGAUGACCAGGGACAGUUGGAACUCGAUUUUGACACUGAUAAGCAUGAUAUCCUGCUUAGAGGGGUGAACCGAGAUGAGAAGAAUAUACAAAUGGCGAAAGAGUAUCCCAACUCUAGGCACUUCCUGACUUAUCGACAUUCAUUAAGGAGUUAUGCUUCAAUUCUCUAUCUGAGACUUCCUCCUAGAUUUCGAAUCAUUCUUCGUGGAAAAGAUGUUGAGCACCACAAUAUAGUGAAUGAUAUGACGUUGUCCCAGGAGAUUACAUAUCGGCCACAGCCUGGUGCUGAUGGGAUUCAGAAGGAUUUAAAUAUGACUGCUGUGGUGACUAUUGGGUUUGUGAAGGAUGCAAAAUAUCAUAUUGAUGUUCAAGGGUUCAAUGUUUAUCACAAAAAUCGACUCAUCAAGCCAUUUUGGAGGCUUUGGAACCCUGCAGGAAGUGAUGGUCGCGGAGUUAUAGGGUUUUUGGAAGCCAAUUUUGUUGAACCAGCUCAUGAUAAGCAGGGUUUUGAAAGAACAACUGUUCUUGCAAGACUUGAGGCACGGCUAAUACAGAUGCAAAAGAAUUACUGGUGGACCAACUGUCAUAGAAUUGGGUAUGCUGCAAGACGUAAUAAGAAACAAAUAAAUGGGUCUGAAGAUAAAGAAUCUUCUGAUUAUCAUCCAUGGGCAGUUGCUCUACCUAAGAAGAGUUCUCUCUCUGGCGGCAAGAUAUCACAUUCAAAUUCAGACAAAUAUCAUUUGCAAUCAAAUCAGAGACAGGAAGGAAAAGAACAUGAAAAAUCUCCUGAAAUGGGAACUGGUGGAGAUCGGCAUGAACAUAUUUCUGGCAAAGGCCAUAACAGGGUGAAGACUGCUAUAAAACAAAGAAAAGAAGCAAUUCUUUCUGAACCAUCACCGCCUCCUUCAGAAGAUGUUAGUGAUGAUGAUGUACAUGUUGUGAUACCUGAGAGAAGAGUCAAUGGCAGUAGUCAAAAUAAAUUCCCUACUGAGAAAUCUUUUCAGAAAGAUGGGUUGCAUAGGAUUCGUCUAACAUCAUGCUUUGACAAUAUUGAAUCCCUGCAAGAUUGUGCUUCAGGGGGGAGUUCUGUUCGAUCAUUGUCGCAAUCACAGCCGCAGGGAGGUGAUGUUAAUUAUCGCAAGCAUUUUCUUUUAGACUCUAAUUCAAGCACUCUAGAACAGUUGAAGCAAGAGAAUUGUGCAUUGAGGGAGAGGUUGUUAUUCUUCCUUAUUGUAAUGCAUGGUUCUAUUAAUUGUAUCAACUUAUGUAUUUAUCUUUUUGUCACUAGAUUAAAAGAAAAGGAAGGAGAGCUUUUAGGUGAAAACGAUAAGUGUAGGUUGCUUGAAGCUCAGCUCCAAGAGGCAUGGCAAAAAAUUGAUGAAUUGAACAAGGAACAAGAGAGUCUAAUUGAUAUAAUGUCCGAGGAGAGGGACCGACGAGAGAGGGAGGAGGAGAAUUUGCGAAAGAGGAUAAAGGAUGCCUCUACUACCAUCCAGGAAUUGCUGGACAGGAUUAAGCUGCUGGAAAGGAUGAAGGUUCCAAGCGCCUAAUCGAAACUUUGAGAGCACUGCCACGUGUGACAUAGGAGUUGAAUGUCUGUUAUAUGUUUACUAAUGGUAAGUUGUGGGAUAGGUUAUGUGAAAAAGGUAAAUUAUGAAGACAUCAGCUGAGAAAUUAUUUAGUUUAAAGUAUGCACGGUUGCUGACUCCCAAUUUUGUAUCAGAAUGAUGUAAUUCUGUAUUCUAUAUAUCAAUUACAGAAGCAAGGUGAGUCGACUAUCUCUUGA
Pistacia vera is the source of this 3160-nucleotide messenger RNA. RefSeq names its product protein MICRORCHIDIA 7. Gene Ontology annotation, cellular component: nucleus. The record is from RefSeq and is a predicted model, not a curated record. NCBI's taxonomy places the organism in Eukaryota, Viridiplantae, Streptophyta, Magnoliopsida, Sapindales, Anacardiaceae. The transcript is spliced from 20 exons. Gene Ontology annotation, molecular function: ATP hydrolysis activity. The coding region runs from base 366 to 2924 and encodes 852 amino acids.